AUGGAUGACUUCGAGAAGUUCAAGACUUCAGUGAAGGAAGUAACUGCAUAUGUGGUGAAAAUAGCACGAGAACUAGAAUUAGAAGUGGAGCCUGAAGAUAAAUUGCCACAGCAGCCCCAAGCCUUCAGCAGCCACUACCCUGAUCAGUCAACUGCCAUCGACCACAGUGAUGUCCGGGGUCUCCUGGAAUCAGUGUCAGUUCAGAGCCAGUGUCCAGUAAACCUCAAAGAGCUGAUUACCUCCUUUCCCCCAAUGUACAGUUACUCUGCCAUCAUCCUGAGACCUAGCUGUGCUACUGGAUGGUUUUACUACAAGUCCUGUUGCUAGGGAUACUUCCAGAAGCUGAGGAACUGGUCUGAUGCUGAGCUCUAGUGUCAGUCAUAUGGAAACGGAGCCCACCUGGCAUCUAUCCUGAAUUUAAAGGAGGCCAGCACCAUAGCAACGGACAUAGGUGGCUGUCAAAGAAACAAGCCCGUAUGGAUCUGCCUGCAUGACCUGCAGAAGGGGCAGCAGUGGAAGUGGCUCGAUGGGGCCAUGUAUAUUUACAGAACUAUGUCUGGCAAGUCUGUGGGUAGGAACAAGUACUAUGCUGAGAUGAACGCCAAGAACAGUCCGUUUAUUUUCUUACAGAUUUUUUUAACUUGGAACAGCAAAGAAUGCAGCAAGCUCCAACACUUCCUAUGCAAGUACCGACCAUAG
This is a messenger RNA of Balaenoptera ricei (Rice's whale), 699 nucleotides long. RefSeq names its product regenerating family member 4 (gene REG4). The record is from RefSeq and is a predicted model, not a curated record. Gene Ontology annotation, molecular function: signaling receptor activity; mannan binding. The transcript is spliced from 7 exons. Lineage: Eukaryota; Metazoa; Chordata; Mammalia; Artiodactyla; Balaenopteridae.